AUGGUCAACCCUCCAGUGCCCGUCAGUGGCAAUCGAGGCGAUGCAAAGCCCGACAUCAGCGGCCAGUCUACGCUAUACAAGGUGGUCAUGACCCCGAUCAUCUUCGUAUCCUUCAUCCUAUCAUUGGCCAUUGUCGACCUGAAGUACUCCAUGCACCGCUCUCAUUAUCACGCCGAAAGACGGCCUAGCAGGCUGCCUCCAUGGCUUCAUCGCAUAGUGUACAAGUAUCGGCCAUACCAGUACACUGCCGUCGACGAGAACGGCAAACCAGUCGAGGACAAGGACGGCUAUUAUCACAGCAAGCAGCGAAAACUCAUGGCCAUGGAAGCCGAUGACGCCUUUCAGAUGCGGCGUACUGUGGUCGCGGGUCUUGUGCUUUCGGGCAUGGUUGCGACAUGGGGAGCUUGGUGGACGUUGAGAUGGGUGCUGGCAAGGGUCUACUGGGUAUGA
Molecule: messenger RNA, 450 nt
Organism: Neurospora tetraspora
Lineage: Eukaryota; Fungi; Ascomycota; Sordariomycetes; Sordariales; Sordariaceae
Exons: 2
Coding region: 1-450 (149 amino acids)
Source: RefSeq, a predicted model, not a curated record